Lymnaea stagnalis (great pond snail) is the source of this 16588-nucleotide messenger RNA. NCBI's taxonomy places the organism in Eukaryota, Metazoa, Mollusca, Gastropoda, Lymnaeidae. The record is from the annotation of a GenBank genome assembly.
AUUGUAUCUCGACUCAGAUCAGUCUUAUCCGCGCUAGAAUUCAGGACACAUGAAACACUUCUUAUUACAAGACGUUGUGUAUUUUAAUUAUUGAAAUGGGACGUUUCAAUAUUUCACGCAUUGGGAAACUUUUUGCAGCUAUAAUGAUGGGUAGGUAACUUUCACAUGGCUAACAAUUUUUUUGUACACUGUGUCUCUUGACUGAUCGUGACAGCGUACCCAUCCCAAUAAUUUAUUUAAUACAAUUAAAUCCCGUUUAGGGGUAAGCUCUAGAUGUAAUCCCUACGCGUAUGCUCUAGGUGUAAGCUCUAGGGGUAAGUUCUAGGUGUAAGCUCUAGGGGUAAGCUAUAGGGGUAAGCUCAAGGGGUAGGAUUUAUGUAUAAGCUCUGGGUGUAUGCUCUAGCGGCAAGCUCUUGGUUUAAGCUCUUGGGGUAAGUUUUGUGGGUAAGCUCUAGGGUAACUGGGGAUAUAUAUUUAAUUUAAGUUAUGCCUCUGCUCAUUUUCAAAUCAAAAUAUUAAAUGAGUCUAGCAUCUAUUUUGUAGCGAAGGGGUGAGAAAUUUAUGAUGAUGAAUAAUUUUAAGAGUAUGUAUCAACGUGCAUUUUGGAAGAUUUGGGGCACUUAAUGUAAAGGAAUAAGGUUUGCUAAAAUAAUGUAAAGGAUCAUUAAUGGAUAACCCCAGAAGUUAUAUGCCGUUAAAUAUAUUCACUAGACCUGGCCCUAUAUACCAAAUUAUAAAACACUAAAAAAAAAUAUCAGUUGUAUAAAUUCAUUUUUAGAUCUACUAUCUUCGUUUGGCCGUUAUUUUAGAACGAGGCUAGAACGCACGUAGAACUUAAACUGAUGGCAGAGUCAUCCAUAGCAUAUUGGGUUCCCCAGGUCAACUACCGGCCCUAAUUACGUAUCCAAAAGAGUUUGCAUUAUUCUUUUUAAAUUCUUGAUUCAUUUGAUAGCAGAUUGUUUUCUCAUUUAAGAAACAUAUGUUUGUAAAUUUUAAUAUUUCGUUUUUUAAAGAAUAGAGGGGUAUUAUUAAAAUGUACCGUUAAAUUUCCACUCGAAAUAAAUGAAUAACUUGCAAGUAAUUUUAUUUUUUUUUUGAACGAAUAAAAGUAUACGCAAUUUUACGACAUUCAUCAAAGGGACGUCAUUCAAGUGUGUUUCUUUUUAAAUGAUAUAUAUUAAAAUAUAUAUUAUAACAAUUUCAAAUAUUGUGUGAAGUAAAUCUGCGGUGCAAAAUAUUAGGAUUAUCAUAAAGUGCAGGUACGUGAUAAAAUGUGUGGUUGGGAGCCUUAGGGGGUAGGUAGGGUACUAUAUAUAAAAUUGCAUUAAUUUGUAUGCAUGUUUUGUUUACUUUUUAGCCCAACCCCUCCCCAAAAGGCUCCAUUAUUUAGGAAUUGUACGCUAAACUUACUUUUAUUGGUUGUUAUAUUUAGAAAUGCUAGGAAAAUGUUUAAGUUUUGCUUUAAACAAAAGCAAAAAUGAACUCAGAUUUUAUUUAAUAUAUUUCAAAAAAUGUUAAUUUGCAUUUAAGAUAUUUUAUAUAUUGGUAAGUUUCCUGUUCCUCUGCAUAUUUCUUUCACCAUUUGACUUUUUUGAUGUUCUAGCUAUGCAAUCAUCUUGUUUCUGAUGCUAGUAAUUAUGUUGUCUUAUUCAUAGUGUAUUAUAAUGCAUCACUCGACUGAUUUGUUUGGGUAGAACUUCGAAUCAUUAUAUGUUGAUUUGCUCUCAUUGUAAUUGAUUUUCAUAAGAAAUCCACCUACCGUGAUUAUUUAUAGGUGUUGCCUCCUCUAGUUUUUUUCUGGGUAAAGCCUCAAAUUGUUUGGACAUCAUUUCAGUUUUUUAGUGGUUGUGGGGCAAAACCAAGACUAGUUGGGCUUUUAAGUUGUUUAUUACUGGAGGCACAACAGUACAAAGCAGUUUAAAUAAAGCAUAAACAUUCAAAGAAAAUUUGUGGGUGGGGGGAGGUGAAUGCCCCAGACUGACCUAUCAAUAUAACGUCCUUGUUUUUAACCAAAUAAAGAACAAAUCAGAAGAAACAAUCUGCAAUUAGAACUAAUAAGAACUAACUAAAGAAAAUAAUACAAUUGAAAAAAAACAUUUUUUAUUGUUGAUGGUAAGUUGAAGCUCUCUAGGCACAGCCAAUCGGGACAGUCGCAUAAGGGAGACAAAAUCUGUAAUUAAAUGUAAAACGCUGUUCUAUUGUUACAUCCGUUCAUUACCUUUCUCUUCAUUCUUUUGUAUGUCAGCGUUUUUCAUUUCUAAGACAUGAAAACAUCACAUACUUUACGUAAUGUUACUAUGUUCAAAGAAUGAUUUUGUAAAACAUAGCUUCUAACAAUGUUUUCCGUAUAAAUAUAUAUAUGUAUUUAUAUAUAUAUAUAUAUAUAUAUAUAUAUAUAUAUAUAUAUAUAUAUAUAUAUAUAACAAAAACAAAUUGUCUCUAACAUAUAGCAAAAAAUAGAGAAAUACCAUACAUCUGUUGAGAGAUUAUAUAGCAGCAACAAAUUGUCUGUAACAUCUUGCGUAAAAUAGAGAAGUACCUUACAGCUGUUGAGAGAUUGGUCAAACGAAAAGUAACGUUGUUUUAUUAAUAUGUAAAUGAGAGUGACCAGAUGAUAAAACAUAUUAUUCUACUAAUAGUUGUCUGCGAUCAAAAGAAAAAAAAAAAAAGAUAGAAUCAAUAUCCUUGAAGACCUAAAUAAAAAAAUCUCUAGUAUAAUCCACACAGCCGACUAAAAUUGUUCAAUAAAGGAUGUUUGGUGUUGUUUAUUAUGUUUGAUAUGUCAUCAAUGUGGGGUUAAUAUGUUAAACGUGUUCUGGGCUCAUAUCAUUGCACUUUUAUCGUCAUGAACAGCAUUUAAAUUAAAUUGUAGGACAUUGUCAGCAUCAAAAACACAUCCGCUUUGUUCUAAUCAAAGGAACAUCCAUUUUGUAAACAAAGAAUUCGGCACCAUGUAAACAAAGGAUACGCCAUCUUGUAAACAAACUAUCCGACAUGUUGUAAAUAAAUGGCGGGUAAAAAAAACCGACUAAUGACAAGUUCGCAAAACAUGUUUUAUAUUUCCAUGAUUUCCAAGAAAUAUGCUGUCGAACAAAAAGCGUUGGUUUUAUCGGAUAUAUUUGAGAAUCAUCCAAGAUGAAAAAAAGAAUUGCAAAUAUAAAUUAGUGAAAUUAAUGUAACAACAUUGAAAUCAAAUAAUUGACUUACUGUUAUCAUUUCAAGUCAGUGAGGGCUCAUAUUUUCUUUUUUUAAAUCAUAGAAUAAGGAAAAAAAAUGUGCUUUAAUGUUUAAAAUGUAUCCCUAAUUCUGACUAUACAUUUUGUUGCAAGAUAAAUAAGAAAAAGCUUGUCAAACUGUCAAUAACCUGACUAUUAAAAAUGCUUACUUGAAACAAUGAUGAAAUGAUGUUGAAAAAAACAGAGUAAAGUCCAUCAGAUCAACAUCAACUUAAAUCAUAAGAGGUGCGUCUCAUUUUAAGAAAUGAGAGAACCAUUUUUUUUGUGUUGCAGUGCCAUAUAAAUGAAUAGGACACAUUUCAUCAAGAAUUUAUAUUCUGUGUCUCAAAAUAUUUGAAUUGAUCGAUUAACAUAAACGUUCUAUUUCAGGUGGGUUGAUUUCAAGAAUGAACUCUUUGGAAAUAACAGAUCGUCUUGAUUACGUUUCUAAUGGAGGGAUUGGUACCACUGCCACUUUUAGAUGUGAUUGGUUUAGUGGCAAUUCAGAUUUUAGAUUGAACUUAAGUGUAGUGGCGCGGAGUAAAAAGCUAUUUAUAUACUAUUUGCCGGAACAAGUAUUUGUGACAGGUGGCCCUGACCUGCAUCCUCGGCUUUUUUUUACAUAUACAUUUACAUCUUUAACAAUGGCAAUCGUGGACAUCUCUUGCUCAGAUAUAGACACUUAUAUAUGUCGGAUGAAUUACAGUUCAUACAAUGUGGCGAUGAAUAAGAAUUCAACUGGACGUCUGCUUGACAUUAAAAGUAAGAUAACAUUGUUACUUUUGUUUUAUUUUAAAAGUUUACUGAUCAAAAUUUGUUUUUUUAAAUUGUUUAAUUUUUAAAAAAAAGUUUUUUUUUUUUUUGUUGCGCGUUGCAUUCAGGAGAACAUCUUUGAUGUAACAAUUUAACGUUACAAACUAUUUGAUCCAUUUAGUUCCUCCACAAGUGCCAGUGAUGACGCAACCACCGUCUCUUGAAGUAUUGGAAGGAUCAUCUAUCUCAUACAAAUGCCUGGCCAAUCUGGGACGUCCAAACAAAGGCAAAAUUGUGUGGAACGCUUACGUUAACGGCCAGAAAGUUGAGCUUUCUUUCACACCAGUUUUAAAGGAAACAAGUAGUAAGUUAAUUAAUUGCUAUUGAUGGCAUGUACUGUAAAAUGUUAUUCAUAUCAGACCCAGCCUAAUUAUGUAAUAUCACGAGGAGUAGCGAUGGGGCGAGUGUGAGCAAGCCGGUCUCACAAAGGUGAGGACCAGCGGGUCUCAACAGUUACUAUGUAUUUUACUCCCUGAUCACUUAAAUUAAUUUUUAAAUGUUUGAGUACGUCUCCAAAUGUUGAUCCCUUUCGCUAGUCUUUGACGUUUACUUCCAAAUUCUAUAAUAAUUAUGACUAAAUAAUUAAAUACUUUUUUUAAAAAAAAUUUUGUUCAAACGGUCAAAACAAUUACAAUAGGAACCCAAAAACUUUAAAUUUUGCUUACAAAUUAUCAUCCUAGAAAUCAACUAACGUAACAUACAUAACAAAUAUAUAUUUUUCAUGUAUCCUUUGCGACAGAAACAUAAAUAGAUUUAUGACAAUAAUUGUACAUAAAUAAAUUAAUCUUUUGAAAUGGAACAUACUCUCCAGAUGACAACAGUUGUACAUUUACUGUUGAAAGCACUGUGACUAUCCAGGUCAACAGGACAAAACAGAAUAUCACCUUGGCUUGCUUUUCUACCAACAAAGACUUUCAGGAAAUCGCACCUCCAUUUUGUGAUAAUCCUGGAACAGACUUGUGUGCUCAAUCUCAACCUUUGAACAUUCUCUGUAAGAAUUAUGAUUUGUUUGUGGAAUCGAACAAUUACUUCUCAAUUUUUAUAAAUUGAACUCUAAUUGAAGGACUCAAAUUUCCUCGAAACUUAUCAUGCUGCGCUCCCAAAUAAAAAAGCUUGCUUACUCCUGUUUUGGACAAUCGAUAUUUUGAAUCAUUUUACUGAAGAUUACACAUUUCUGUAACUGAUUAAAUUGUUAGACUAUAUUGUAUCAUUUGUAUAAAAUCCUUGAAGACCAAAAUAAUUUUUGCAAUUUCUUCUUUUCCCUCAGAUGCAUCUAGCCAAAUGAUAGUAAACAGAAUUCCCCAGUCCGAUGUUGAGGAAGGCAGUACUAUGACACUCACCUGUCAGGCAGAAGGCAACCCACAACCCAACUAUACAUGGCGGCAAGUUGGCAAUGCAAAUAGAUUAUUAAAUGGUGUCCAAGAAGGGCUCACUAACAAACUGAUAUUAAAUAACCUUAGUGCCACAAAGGAUUCGGGAAUCUACAGGUAGGUUGAUACUGUUCGAUUAUUUAUUCACACAUAAUUAAUUUUAUUAUUUUGACUUCCAAAUGUAACAUUUCGGGAUUUCUUUUAAGAUUUUAUCCCAAUCAAGACCUGAAGGAAAUACCAUGUUUAGAGACCGGGUUGAAAAUGUAUGCAAACAAGUAAUUUUUACGAUGUAAAAAUGAAACAAAAAUACAUUUCGGUAUUUAGUUGUCCAAUGGUGGGAGAUGAAUAGGUGUAAUUUAGAUGGAUUUGUGCACGGGGUAAAGGUCUGUCGAGUAUUGUAAUUCAUUACUUAAAAUUACGUUUCAUUUCUCGUUGUUCCUUUAAGAGAUUGAUAAGUUAGUGAACGCUCUUCCCGUGCUUGUGUUGGUGACAUAAUUUUAUGCUAUGUAUGAGGUAUUGGCUAGCAAGUUUUGUGAUGUACGUUUUAUUCGUAUGGGAGUCUUGAAAGAAACUUUAUGAAAAGAGGUUGCGUUUUGUUUCCCUAUGAAAUCGAAGUACGCUAUGCAAGUCUGUACUGCGUUUACAGUUUGUGUAUAUAACUAGAUAUUAAAGUUUCAUUUAUUGUGGUAAAGGACUUGAGUUGAUUCAAUACAAGUACAACCUAUUACAACUCAUGAAAAAAUUUGAUACAUUAACCAAUCUAGUAGAAACAUGAAUUUGACAGGGUUUAAAUAUUUAAGUAUAUGAAAAAACACUGCCAGGAUUUCAUGAUGAAAAUGAUGCUGUCUAAUUGUUGAUUUGGGUAUUAAUAAUGACUCGCUAAACGGCGCAACAGUAUUUUUAGCUAUUUAAAUCUAUUUACCCAAUCAUUACCUCGAUGAUGUUUGACUUAAUUUUGUGACAUAAUGAUUUCGUUUGGCUUAAUCAGUGUGCACAAAUGGAAUUUUUUUUUUAAUCCUAACUUGUUUCGAACAGCAAAAUUUGAGUUCAACAUAUAUGGCCUGAGAACUCGGUAGAAAUCUAUUUUAAGAAUGUAUAAAACAGUUGUACCAAGAAGUUUGUCCAACACUCAUCUUCUUUCACACGCUUACAGCGUGUGGUAGUUAUCAGACUAUAUUAUUUUAACGGGCAUUACACUUAAUGGAUAUGCAUUAUGAUUGAUUUGCUUUAAAAUUUAAAACAAAGCUUUUUCCCCUAAAAAAAUGUUACUUGAUUGGUUUUGUAUAUGGCGUUCGAAUCUUGUUAAUUAAUUCUUAUGUCAAUACAUUUUAUUUUUUGUCUGAAUUUAGGUUUAAAAAUAGUUAAGUCGCAACAUUAUUCUCAUUUACAAUCAUAAUGUGAUCAGUCCGUACCCUUAAAUAUUAAUUUAUGUCUAUAGCAGAUACACGUCUUCAAAACAAAGGGACCGGAUAUUGCAAUAUAAACGUCAGUAAGCCAUGUUCUGGCUAAAGACGUCAGCUUAACUGGAUACCACUAGGCACGCGUUGCGAAUAGUUAUGUGCGUUUAUGUAUUUACUAUUAAGAUAUUGCAUUGAACGAUUUUGAUAUGAUAUUGUACGAUUUUAGCAGUCCCUGGGUAACCAGGUCUUCUUUAUUUCUUUUAGGAAUUAUAUUUUUCCACACUUUAGAGCAGUAUACUGUGAUUUCAAACAUUUUGCCCAGUCUCUCUUAUUUCUGUCUUUCCAUUGGUGACUUGUUGUUUUUUUUUUAAAAUGUUGAUUACCAUGUUUGUGUGUAUAUGAGAAAUGAUUGGAUGAUUAUGAUAAUGUUGGGUUGAUCAACUACUAAUUUUACUAUUUUGUUGUAAGUGAGAAUAUUCACAAUGUAAUUUUUUUAUCUUCCUCUAGUUGCACUGCUACAAACAAUGUCAGAGAUGUGAAUAAUUCCAUUGCAUCUCAAGUCUCAGUAAACGUUUGUAUGUAUCACCUAACUAUUUAAAAUACAUCAGUUUAUUAUAGUAUAGAUCAAUUAAAACAUCCUUUUUAUUUGUUGACUUACUGGAUUACUUUAUACACAUUUAUUUAACUUUUUUUGUAAUAUGUCACAAUUUCUGUGGGUUUUUAACAGGUUCACUCCCUCAUCAUUAUUCAUUUACAAUUUGUCAAAGAAUGUGUGGGAACAAGUUUUCAUUAAAGAUUUUUAAACAAUAUAAUUUGUUAUAGUAAGGAUCCAGUGAUGGACUACUCUUCUCUGUUAUAAGAUUUUGAUAUGAAAGAGUUUCAGUGCUGGUCAAUUUUUAUUCUGUGAUCUGAUAUAGGCAUAAAGGUGUUGAGACUUACAAAAUCAUAUUAUGUUAAAAAAAUAAUUAUGUUGUUUCAUUUUUACACACCAUCAAUUUCAAGACUACUGUAAACUUUCUCUAUCAACAAAUCAGUAACUGUAAAUUACGCCUUUGAUCAGUGUGCGAUUUCAAAACUUGAUUUGUCACUCCCUAAUACCACGAUAGUCAUUACUUAAAAAAAAAAAAUUGAAGGAAAUACGGAAUUAUGACAGCACAUUAAUUUGAUAAAGAUCGCAUGGUGUGUUAAUAUUAACCUAGUAGUACUUUUCUGAAUAAAACAAGAGCAGACACAUUCUUCCUUGAAUAGAAAACAUAAAUAAAUCCGUCACUUAAGAAAACAAAAUACUGAAAGGAGGUUAGGCGUAAGAUGUGAUCUGGACAUUCUUACAAGGAAAGGAUGCCAGGCGUAAGAUGUGAUCUGGACAUUCUUACAAAGAAAGGAUGCCACGCGAAAGAUGUGAAUCUGUACAUUCUUACAAAGAAAGGAUGCCAGGCGAAAGAUGUGAUCAGGUAAUUAUUACAAAGAAAGGAUGCCAGGCGUAAGAUGUGAUUUGGACAUUCUUACAAAGAAAGGAUGCCAGGAGUAAGAUGAGAUCUGGACAUUCUUACAAAGAAAGGAUGCCAGGAGUAAGAUGUGAUCUGGACAUUCUUACAAAGAAUGGAUGCCAGAGUAAGCUGUGAUCUGGACAUUCUUACAAGGAAAGGGUGCCGGGCGUAAGAUGUGAUCUGGAUUUCUUACAAGGAAAUGAUGCCAGGCGUAAGAUGUGAUCUGGACAUUCUUACAAAGAAAGGAUGCCAGGAGUAAGAUGAGAUCUGGACAUUCUUACAAGGAAAGGGUGCCAGGCGUAAGAUGUGAUCUGGACAUUCUUACAAGGAAAGGGUGCCGGGCGUAAGAUGUGAUCUGGACAUUCUUACAAGGAAAGGAUGCCAGGCGAAAGAUGUGAUCAGGUAAUUAUUACAAAGAAAGGAUGCCAGGCGUAAGAUGUGAUCUGGACAUUCUUACAAAGAAAGGAUGCCAGGCGUAAGAUGUGAUCUGGACAUUCUUAACAUGAAAAGGAUGCCAGGCGUAAUUAGUGAUGUGAACAUUCUUACAAAGAAAGGAUGACAGGCGUAAGAUGUGAUCUGGACAUUCUUACAAAGAAAGGAUGCCAGGCGUAAGAUGUGAUCUGGACAUUCUUAAAAAGAAAGGAUGCCAGGCGUAAGAUGUGAUCUGGACAUUCUUACGAGGAAAGGAUGCCAUGUGUAAGCGUAAGAAGUGAUCUUGACAUUCUUACAAGAAAUGGAUGGCUGGCAUAAGAUAUGAUCUGGACAUUCUUACAAAGAAAGGAUGACAAGCGUACAAUUUGAUCUGGACAUUCUUACAAAUUGAUUUAAAUAUGUUUUUAUUAUUUUAAAUAUGUUAUCCAGUUUUCUUGUAAGGAUUCAAUAUUUACUCAAGUAAUGAUGUUAAGAAAGCAAUAAAAUAUCCAAAGUACAUCAUAAAAUGUUUAAUAUUCACAAAUUUAUAAACACAUUCAGGCAGAAGUUUUAAUCUUGUUACAUCCAUUCCCCUGUCAAUUUUCUACUAAGAUUUUGCUAUAUUUAAAUUUGUAUUAAUUCCUUUAAAAAAUGUCCUCUUUAAAAAGUUGCACCUAAAAAUAUUGCAAAUAUAAUAAUUAUAAAGACAUUUGAGUAUUAUUGUUUUCUGGUUGGUAUACCCAAAUUGUACAAAGCAUUUAAGCUUUGACUGGUUUUUCCUCAUUAAAGUAUAUACUCGGUAUUCUAGACUUAAAUACAGGUUUUAUUUUAACUGAAGGGAGAAAUGUAUCUUAAUUUAAAUAGAAACUAUUUAAUUUUUAGUGCAACGAGGCAGUCAGUUUAUUUUAACAAACUCACACUGACACUGUAUAUACUUGGAUAAUGUAACUUUACAUUUUGAUUUGCAAAUUUCGAACAUGUUUCACCAAAUUUGAUGUUCUUUUUAAACAUGAUCUGACCAGUUCCCAGAUCUACAACCAUUACAACCGCUACAACUGCUAAAAGCACUACAACCAUUGCAACCACUGCAACCACUACAACAACACCGAAGAUUUCGACAACUUUUUCAAGUUCCCAGGCUACUGGCCAAGAAACUGCAGGUUUGAUGAUAAAAUUCAUGUAAUGUGUUUUAAAUAAUGUUUUUAUUUUAAGACACCAUAUACUUUUAAAAGAUUGGCUCCAGAAAUUAUCAAUUUCCAUCAUAAGUAUAUUUAUGAAAUCGAUAUAUUUUUCUACUCCCAUAUAAGGACAUAUAAGACAAAAAUACUCUAAAUUUUUGUCUUUAAUAAUCUCAUUCAUCUAAAUGUUAAGAAACCUUUAAAAAUUUUAUUCUCUUAAUAUUUAAAAAAAAAUGUUUAUUAAGAACAUGUUUCAUAACAUAAGUCUUCUUAUGUACACAUAACUUGAAGCAAAUAAUGGAUAUAGAUAUUAUUUAGAUGUUAAUGUUCUUCAAUAUGUUUGCUAUUAGUUUACUUUUCUUUUCAAUUGUAGACUUGUUUAUAAAAGCAUAAAUGAUUUAUGAUAUACUGAUAAAUAAAUAGCACUUUGUUUUUUUACACUUUGAUAGCAAUAUUGUUCAGAUUGUUAGACCUAUGAAACUUGAAUAAUAAAAAAAUUUAUCUUUUCUCUUCAAACUGUUUCAGCAUAUAUACAAUUAUACAUAAGAAAAUCUAUCUUUUGAAAGCAACAUUAAUAUUAAUAUUACACCUAUGACAUUGCCCUAUAAUUAACGAGCACAUACAUAAUACGUUUAAUAACAGCAUUCUUCUAACUGUAAAUAAACAUAUACACAUAUUAUGAUUUAGACAUAUACCUGUAAUUAUUUUAUUGUUAAAUUUAACUACAUACAAUAAAUGUCACUUAAUAACCGUAUUGAUAGUUAGUUAUAUGCCUUCUCCCCUGGCUCCAGGCACUAAACGUGUAGGCCAAACCUUGAGACGUCUUUAAAACUAUUGAUAGUUUCAAUCUUUUUUCAAAAUAUCAAAAAAUAAAUAAUAACUCACAAUUGUUUUCUCUUAAAACAAACAAGAGAAAAAUAAAUCAAACUUUUACCUUGCAUUACAUAAUAUAUGUCUAUUUAUCGUUUAAUAAUAGAAUAGCAAGUUCAUGUGUUUUAUUUAAUAUUUUUAUACAAUUUUUUUGAAAUCCACACCAAAUUUUAGUUAUAAAUUAUUAACAGCACUUAAUUUCAAUUGCAAGUAAUAAUUUACUGUUGAAUUUUUUAAACGGAUAAUAUAAAAAUCAUUUUUACCGCUUAUCCGGGUCUUUAGAUAAGAGCCUAAAUAGAAAAAAAAAAGUUGAAAAAGAUAGGGAAAUUAUCUGUAUGCAUGAUUGUAUGAUUCGUUUGCAGUAUUUGAGAUAGGAUAAAGCUAUAACAUUUAUUUUUACUAGCUACGUCAAGCUACUGCAUUCUAGGUGACACCUUGAUAUUUUGUGAUUAAACUCAAUUUGAAUAGCAACUUCUUCUUCUUCUUCUUCUAUAUCUUAAGGGCCCACGAUCAAUUUAUUGAUCAUUUUGGCUCCUUUGCAUGUAGAUGGGAUUUGCAAUGUUUCUGUUACUGGUGGUGAUGAGGAAAUUAUGCACUAGGAGUUUGAAGGCUUGAGGCAAUAGACACAAAUGUGUCUAGUGUUGUCGCCUCAACUGUUCCUUUUGAAAGAUGGUUCCAGUCCCUGAUUGUCUUUGGCAGGAAUGAGCAGCUCCUAUACUGGCUUCUUGCUGGUAUGAGCCUGAAUUGCCUGUCAUGGCCUCGUCGCUGUCUUUGGGGGAGAGGGAUGAGUUUCUGUUUAAUACUGGAACAGUGGACCCGCCCAUUAUUUAUCUUGUACAUCAUGGAGAGCCUGGAUUGUCGUCGUCGUUUCUCCAAUGGUGACCAGCCUAGUGUUUCUAGCAUGCUGCCAACAAUAGAGGUAUUCCUGUAGCGGUUUAGGACAAAGCGAGCUGCUCGUCGCUGGACCGCCUCCAACCUGUCAAUGCUCUUCUGGGUAAAUGGAAGACUGAAGAUGCAUAAUCUAAAAUCGGACAGAUAAAGGCUUUAAAUGCUCUUUCUUUCACACAGGAGUUGCCAAUCUUUAGAUUUCGCCUUAAGAACCCCAAGGCUUGGUUUGCUUGGUUACAUACAUUGUUAAUAUGCUCGUCCCAGCGGAUCUCUCUUUGAUGUGAUCCGAUAACCCUAUAGUAUUUGACAUUUAAAAAAAAAAUCAGUUUUCAAAUAGGUGCAAUAACGCUAAGACUUAUCUUUUCACAAAAAGACGCAUACAACCAAUGUUAUUAUAAUUUUCACAGACAGUCCAGUUGAGACCAACUCUACAGCGAUCGCAGUUGGUGUUCCAAUCGGGCUGGGGCUAACAGCUUUCAUAAUAUGUGUAACUAUUGUCAUAAUAAGACGAAAUGAGAGUAAGCAGUUUAAUUCUUUCUAGAGUCUGAAUUUGUUUUCCCUUUUGACAAGUACGUUUGUUUAUCUUUAUUUUAUUUAAGCCUUAGGUAUAACCAUACUACUUAAAGCACAUGAUAUAUUUCUUAAAAUUAUAUGAUUUUUUUUAAUCCAAAGAGAGACGUAUUCCCGUCAGUUGAAAUUGGUUUCGGAAAACGAUUAAAUUUAUUAUUGCACAUAUUAAAUAUAUGCGGCCAACAAUUUCAUAGUUGGUCGCAUAUAUUUAUAAUAAAUAUAUGCGGCCAACUUUGAAAUUGUUAACUUGUUAUAAAUAUAUACGAAGUAUUUGUUUUAUUUUUUAUUUUUUAGGCUACAUUCUAGCAAAUAUAGUUGUAUUUUUUUUUUAAUAUAGGUUUUAACAAUGCAUUAUUAAAUGAAUUAUAUUUUAAAUAUUUGAGUCAUUUCAAAUAGGCAGUCUCUACACGUCCGGCUCGCCAAAAGAAAAUCUCCCGCUCUAUUUGUCCGGCGAACACGUCACAUGACCGCCGUAACAAAGUGGCACGAGAAAUUUGUCCGUCAGCCUUGUCAAGUGACUGCGAAUGAUUCAAAACUAUUGUUAAUUUUAAAAUCUAUUUCUCUACCAAGUAAUUUACUGAUUAUCCUAAAAACAAAUAAUGUAAAAAAUACUUGGGUAUAUUGCCAAAAUAAAGUAGGGGUUAAGCAAUAAUGCUUUCUAGAAGGAAGCAAUGCUGAGAGGGAGAGAGAAUUACGGUACAAAAAAAAUACGAAUGCUAAAAAUAUAAUAGUUAGGAUGAUAAAUAAUAACGUUUAAGAAGGAGAGGCCGAUAGUUCACAAAACAAUAGACCCUACAGCUCAAUAUGGGGCCGAUAUAGUGGUAGCCUAAACCUCUUCUCAUGCAAUACUAAAUACUAAUCCUGAAACGCAACAUUAUUGACAUCGGUCUGUUGAAGUCUACUUGUCUUAUUUUAUUUAGUUAAUAUUUUACAUUAAGACUUUAAGGUAGAGCUUUACAAGAUGUUAACCAAGAUAAGGGACUUUUUUUUUCUUUGAAGAGUCGAAAUCAAAUAGACUAGUAAUAGUAGUAGUAGUAGUAAUAGUACUACUAGUUUGUUUAUGGGCCGAUUAGUUUGAUAUUCAAAGUCAAACACUUGUGUAUCUCAGAGCAUUUGAAUAAAUGUCUUGUGACAUGCCCGCCGGAUGCAUAUCUCCGGCACUAUUUGUCCGCACGCCGGACGUGUAGACAUUUCGUUUUAAAUAAUAUGAAAGAAAAUUUAAAAUCAAAAGAACGAUACCUUAUUUAACAAUAUCAUUUAUGUUUAUAUGUAUUUAGGAAUUAAAAAAGAGGAAACAUCAAAGACGCGGUCAAACACAAUGUAAGCCUUGUUCUAUUAAUUAAAUUGUAAAGAGCGCAGUGCUAACUACAGCACUUAAUUAGUUUUCAAUGAGACACAAAAACUUUUAAACAUUGAAUUUAGAAAUAAAAUAAUAAUCAAAUGAAUUAUUCUUUUUUUUUAAAUUUUCAAAUACUGAUAACAUAUGCACAAAUAUGAAAAUGUGAUUAUUUUUUUUUUAAUUCCAGAAAUAGUCAAGAAUACAAUAAUAUAGGAGGUAAAUUAUAUUUAUUUUAUGCCUCCUUAACCAGCCAAUAAUCCACUUAAAUAGUAAUGUUAUAUUUAUAUGUGUACAUGUAUUCCUCUAUAUGGCAUAUAUAUAUAUACAUGUUUUAUAUAAAUAUGCUUAUGUACAUAUACAUGCUAUAUAUAUAUAUAUAUAUAUAUAUACGUUUACAUAAUUUAUAUAUAUGUAUAUAUAAACGUGUAUAUAUAUAUAUAUAUAUAUAUAUAUAUAUAUAUAUAUAUAUAUAUAUAUAAAUAUAUAUAUAUAUAUAUUGUAUAUAUAUAUAUUUUUAUAUAAACUUCUUAUAUAAACACAUAUAUAUAUAUAUAUAUAUAUAUAUAUAUACAUAAUUUAUAUAUAUAUAUAUAUAAACAUGUAUAUAUAUAUAUAUAUAUAUAUAUAUAUAUAUAUAUAUAUAUAAAUACAUAAAUAUAAAUAUAUAUGUAUAUAAAUUGUAGAUGCAUUUAUUUUUAUAGCAACGCCUUAUAUCAACACAGAGUUUCACGCAUAUGAAACAGCCAACAUUACACCCUGGUGUAUAAAUGAAGUAACACCAGCUUCUACAUCCCAGAGGGUUGACGAACCAAAUGUCAGCAUUCAAAAUGGUAUGAUAUUUCCUUUAUGUGUUGUUGUUAUUUGUAGUCAAUGAAACGUGUUAAUAAUAAGUGUCAAGUGCAAUAAAUGCAUCUUUAAUUCCACUUGUUGAAUAGCACUCUUGGACACAUGGGAACUUACAUGCGGGUUUCUUCGAGGAAAAUGAAAUAAAAUCAAUUAUAUUGAUUCAAAAAAACAAUUUGGUAGCCAACUUUUAGAUGUAUAGUUUUAAGUCUGUUAUCUCUUGUAAGGUAUAUUAGGAAAAAAAUUAAUAAUAGGAUCAAAAUUCAUGUAUAUCUGUAUUAUUCUUCUAAAUUUAAAUGUAAUGAAAUUGUAAACCUUGGUGAAUAUAAAUAUCAAAUUAGAUAUAUAUACUUUUCAGUUUGAUAAUAACGUAAAAUAAAAUUUAAAAAAAAAAAAAAAAUUAUGUGUCCUACAUCCAUAUACAAAUAGUUGACCCAUAAACAUUUGAACUUCAAAACACGAUUUUAUCACACGACACCUUUUGGCAGCUAAUUAAUUAAAGGUUUAAGGGAAACACUUUAAUGUAUUUGCUCAGUCGAUUUCAAACUCUUUCAAACAUUUUACCUUAGUUCUUGAAAAUAUUGUUUCUUCUUUUUUGUUUGUUGCUAAUUGGUGUUUAUUCUGUUCACUUAGGGGCGCUUCUUGUCAACACGUUUAUUGUUCUGUUGUUCGUUCACAAUAUUUUUUAUUUUUUUACCCUAUCCUAUUGACCGCUCUAAUUCAACUAUGGCCUAUAUUUUUAUAAGCCAUACCAGGAAGAAUAUUCUCCAUUCUAACAUGAAAUCAUCUUUAUAAGUAUAUUAGUUAAUGCAACUACUAAAUAUGUUCUUUAAGAAGCUAAAUCAUUAUUUCUAAUUUUUUAUGUAUUCAAAAGAUUUUUUUUUCAAAGGACACGAAGUAAGAAAAUAGCAAACAGAUACGAAGUGAAGGAGUGCAUUGUACAUUGUUUUCCAUGGCUCUAGUUUUACUUCUAUUUGUCCUGUUCGCUGAACAAGACUUCGCUGAAGAAGACUUUAAGCCUACAUUUUGAAAUCAUAUUGUUCCGUAUUUUGAAUCCAGCCUAAACACACCCUGUUUCACUACUUCAUAAGAAAAUAACAGUGCAUUUCGUUACGCGAAUUGAGUCAUAACAAAAUCUACAACACAAAAAUAUAAAAAUUCAAGAUCAUUUUUUUUCUUAAAAAUCAUUAGCCUACUUAAGUUAUAUUUAUAUUUAAUAGAUUUUUAAUUAAUCUCAGAUAAAGCAUACGACUAUUCUGUAAUGAUGAUUGAGUUAUUAUGUUAACUACUGCUACAUCUUUAGAAUAUAACUUUAUUUGUUUGUAUCUUGAAGUUUUGCCCAUAUUUUUCAAAUAAUCAUACAACUUUCUUGUUCCUUUAAGAACUCCACUGGAAUAAAUUUAAGAUAGCAUUCUUUUUUUAAUAAACAAACGUUACGUUUGAUGUUAUACUUUACUUAAAACGUGUUUAUAGAAUAAAGAGAGCCUAGGGGUUCUGUUUUUCAGUGAGGUCCACCUAGGGGUUCUAUUUUUCAGUGAGGUCCACCUAUAAAGCAUGUGUUUUGGAAAGGGAGAAUGACACAUUUAUAUUUAUGACAUAAAAGCUGUUGCAUAAUUCUAAUAAACGUAAAUAUUUGUUUUAAUUCGUUGUUUAUGUUUACUCAGCUGAAAAUGAAGUCCAUCUGUAUGACGAUGUUUUAUAAUACCCAUGCUGAUCAAGCCAGGUUAUGGACGAAUCUCGGACUCGAAAGUAUAUAACUUCAACGAACAAGUCAGAUAAUAAAUAGUCUAAAGAAUUGGAUAAAUUAUACAUUUUAUUUUUAUUUUUUAAAUUAAUGUUCACAAAAUUUUUUAAGCAUAAAAUAAAGAUAUUUAAAUGUCUUAUCAAUCCCAAUCUCUAAUUUUAAAAAAUCUAAACUGAUAUGAACGUUAUUGUAACGCUAAAAAUCACAGUCUUUUCAUGUAUAUUGAAGUACGCUAAAAAAUCACUGUCUGUUCAUUUAUAUUGAAGUACGCUAAAAAUGUCAGUCUGUUCAUGUAUAUUGAAGAACAAUGUGUCCAUUUUUCCGUGUAACUAAAUUUUAAACAAUAAUUUAAAAACAGAUUUAAUCCAAAAAAAAUCUUUACCUAUCCAUAAAUAAAAUGACAUUUCCAACUGAUUUACAUAUAUUUACUUUGUUGAUUCUCUUGUGAUGUGAAAUUACC